Messenger RNA from Synchiropus splendidus (mandarinfish), 6958 nucleotides. Its product is annotated as neuropilin-2-like. NCBI's taxonomy places the organism in Eukaryota, Metazoa, Chordata, Actinopteri, Syngnathiformes, Callionymidae. The coding region runs from base 633 to 3407 and encodes 924 amino acids. Gene Ontology annotation, biological process: vascular endothelial growth factor signaling pathway; axon guidance; angiogenesis. Gene Ontology annotation, cellular component: membrane. The transcript is spliced from 17 exons. The record is from RefSeq and is a predicted model, not a curated record. Gene Ontology annotation, molecular function: vascular endothelial growth factor receptor activity; semaphorin receptor activity.
GCUGCUUGUCACAAACCCGGCGGAGGUCUGAGAGGACGGAGCCGACUGCUGAAGCCAGCGGAGGGAGAGAGAGAGAGAGAGAGGAGCGCGUGGAAGUGCGGUCACUCAGUCCGGAGGAGAGCGCAGCACAUCCACGCUUCUGUACUCCGGAGUGGUUUUACGCACGCGAGCGCAACAGCCGAAGCGCUCAGGACUUUUAUAACGGAGAUGCGUGGAAUAUUACCCUGGUGUUUCUAGAGCGUUUUAUUUAUGAAGACAUUCGAGGGGACCCCGCGUCACCCCAGACCUUUGCCAUAUUUGCUGCAACUUCUAAGUGAUGGCAUCAGCCUCUUUGAGUCUCUAGACAUCCCGGACUGGUUUUGACUUCUCCUUCGUUUGCGAGUUGGACUCCGCGCUCUCACGCGGCUGUCGGAUGUUUGUAGUUUUUUAAUCGCAUUUUAUUUUAGGUAAAAGAGCUGACACGUAACCGAUGCACACAAGUUGCCAACUGCACGGACACGGUUGGAUUUGGUACCAAAAUCGCAUCCCGUUUGAAAGAGGCAAAGACUUUGGAGCCAACGUUUAUUUCUAAAAAGACCAAAUAAACCGUGACAAGGAGGAGACGACUGUGAUCCACGGCCGAAGCGGGGAAGAUGGAUUUACUGUCAUCAUGGCUUUGUCGAUGUUUACUGCUCGUUCUUUUACCCUCUCGCCUCAAAGCGGAGGAAGGAGCGUCAGAGCCCUGCGGCGGAAUAUUGGAUGCCAGUGAUGCCGGCUACAUCACCACCCCCGGGUACCCGCUGGAGUAUCCGCCUCACCAGAACUGUCGCUGGGUCAUCACAGCGCCAGAACCCUCCCAACGCAUCGUCCUCAAUUUCAACCCCCACUUUGAGAUCGAAAAACUGGACUGCAGGUACGACUAUGUAGAGAUCCAUGAUGGGAACUCGGAGUCAGCUGACUUACUGGGGAAGCACUGCAGCAACAUUGCUCCGGCACCGAUUAUAUCAUCUGGCCCUUCACUUCACAUCAAGUUUGUUUCUGACUACGCUCACCAGGGGGCAGGUUUCUCGCUGCGCUAUGAAAUCUUCAAAACAGGUUCAGACUGUUCCCGCAACUUCACGAGCUCCACCGGUCUCAUCGAGUCUCCAGGCUUCCCAGACAAGUACCCCCACAACCUGGAGUGCUCCUUCAUCAUCGUCGUACCUUCCAGCAUGGAUGUUACGCUCACUUUUCUCACCUUUGACCUGGAGAACGAUCCUUUGCCUGGUGCUGAAGGAGACUGCAAGUAUGAUUGGCUGGAAGUCUGGGACGGGCUGCCAGGAGUUGGUCCACUGAUCGGGCGAUACUGCGGCACAAUGGUCCCUCCGGAGAUCCAGUCCUCCACUGGGAUCCUGUCUCUGUCCUUUCACACCGACAUGGCUGUGGCCAAAGACGGCUUUUCAGCCAGAUACAACAUGACGCACAAGGAAGUCAGUGAGGUUUUCCACUGCAGUAAUGCAUUUGGCAUGGAGUCAGGGAAGAUUACCGAUAACCAGAUCACGGCUUCAUCCAGUUUCUAUGACGGACGCUGGCCGCCUCAGCAGGCGCGGCUCAACUACAACGACAAUGGCUGGACCCCCAAUGAUGACAGCCAGAAAGAGUACAUACAGGUGGACCUCUACACGUUGAAGGUGGUCACAGGCAUUGCUACACAGGGGGCCAUUUCCAAGGAAACUCAGAAGUCUUACUACGUCACCACUUUUAAGCUUGAAGUUAGCACCAAUGGAGAGGAUUGGAUGGUCUACAGACACGGAAAGAACCACAAGAUUUUCCUGGCCAACACUGAUGCCACAGAGGUGGUGCUUAAUCGCAUUCCACAGCCCGUCCUCGCCCGGUUCGUCCGCAUCAGACCCCAGGCAUGGAAGAAUGGCAUUGCACUGCGCUUUGAGCUGUAUGGCUGUCAAAUUACAGAUGCCCCUUGCUCAGAACUUCAGGGAAUGCUGUCAGGGCAGCUACCGGACUCUCAGAUCUCUGCAUCCUCUAUGAGGGACAUCCAUGGUUCAAUGGGCGCUGCGAGGCUGGUGGCCAGUCGCUCAGGAUGGUUCCCUAAUCCAACACAACCGAUAGCUGGAGAGGAAUGGCUGCAGGUGGAUCUUGGUGUGCCCAAAAUGGUGCGUGGGAUCAUCACGCAGGGAGCUCGAGGACUGGAAGGAAGCAGCAGCGCGGAGAACAGAGCUUUUGUCAGGAAGUACAAACUGGCACACAGCUUGACAGGCAGAGACUGGACCUUCAUCACAGACAGCAAAACCGGCCUUGCUAAGAUCUUUGAAGGCAACAGUCACUACGACACCCCAGAGGUACGGAGGUUCGACGAGAUAACAACCCAGUUCAUCAGAGUCUUUCCGGAGAGGUGGUCCCCAGCUGGGAUCGGGAUGAGGAUGGAAGUGCUCGGCUGCGACCUGCCAGAAACCACCACAGUCCCAGACACAGCGACCCCUACCCUGCCAAGAAUGGAACAGUCCACUGCUGCAAUGAGACCUGCCACUACUCCAUCGCUGUCGGCUGUGUGUGAUUUCGAGCAGAGUCUGUGUGGCUGGUCCGGGGAUCCACAGUCAGGUGUGAGUUGGUCCCUGCACACAGGCAACAGCAUGUCCACUGGACCAGGAACACACGAGACCAGACUGGAUCUGGCUCUGGGAUCAGACAACAACUCAGGGAACUACCUCCACCUGGACGCAGGUGUGCACACACAGCGGAAGAGAGCCCGGCUACUGAGUCCAGAAGUGGGUCCUGAGGAAGGCCCCCUGUGCCUUCUCUUCUUCUACCAGCUUCAAGGGGAGGCUCAGGGGAGCCUGAGGGUUCUGCUGAGGGACAGCGACCAGGAGGAGGCUCUGCUCUGGACUUUGAAAGGAGACCAGGGGCCGCAUUGGAGAGAAGGUCGCACCGUGCUGCCUCAAAGCCCUAAAGAGUUUCAGGUGGUCUUCGAGGGCUUUUUUGAGCACCCGACCAGAGGCCAUAUCCGAAUAGACAACAUCCACAUGAGCAGCAGUGUCAAGUUGGAGCAGUGUACACAACCUUUCCCCGCCUUAACUCCUGGCAUAACCAGGGGUGCCAUGUCUGGAUUGAAACCUACAGUAGACACAGUGACAGUGCAGACCAUCCCCACCUACUGGUACUAUCUGUUGGCUGGAGGAGGCGCCCUUUUCUUGCUGCUUUCAGUCAUUGUGGUGGUGGUAAUGUGCUGCCACCGGUACCACCGGACCUCCAAGAAGAACAGCAGUAGCCACCAUUCAGUGACCUACCACCGCAACCUGCAUCAGUUUCACCAAAACUCUUAUCUCAUUCACCAACCCAACCAGAACCCCCCAUGCCACGUCAGCGGGCCAUUUUUUGAACCCAUGCUCGCCACCAGAGCGGAGAAAGAUGACGGCUUUGAAUCCCCGUGUUGAAAACUGGUUGAAGGGUGAUGUUUUUCACAACUUGUUUGCAUUCAGAGAUGAUCGGCUGGUAUGCUGACAAGAACCUGCACUUACUGUUGCCAAUGCACCUUGAGUGAACUUCUUCUUUGGCAGGAAGUAUCAAACUGACGGGCGAAUGUAUUUUCCGAUUCAGUUUUUGUUUGUAUUUUAGUUGGUUAUGGAAAACUGUGGUGCAAGUGUGUGAAUGUUUCGUGUCCGACACUGUGAUGUACUGUAGGCUGAGGAAACCUGACUGCAGAGCCAAGAACAGCAUGGUUAGGAGUUAAAGAUGACGGGUGAUGAGAUAUCUGUGACUCUGGCUGACAAAGUCACAGUGAAGCUGGAAGACCAAAGAUAAAAUACAUGUCUCUGACGUCCAAAAUGACAGAAUGUGUUGGAGAGAUUAGAAGAUGCCUUAUACCUACCUGAAUUCAACACGAAACCAAAUCCAACAUGGACUACUUUCUUGUCAGGUGUUUUCAGUGCUAUAGUUGACUUCACUGCAGUGAAGUCAAUUUUACUUUUGAACCACAAAUCAAAUUCGACAUGCUAAUUCACAAGAAUCUAUUUAUGUCUGGUUGCAUUGAUACUAUUGUCGUAAGUAAGUAGGAGGACUUGGUGAAAGAAAUUAUUUUUGUCACAGCAUGUCAGACCCAGUAAAAGCAUUAGAGUCCUACUGUAUUUGGUUGCGAUGAGCUGAGACAGCAGCAUUAGAGUAAAUGUUUAGCUCAGAUGUCUACCUUUUAACUGGCACACAAUUGGCACCGGGCAAUGUCACAACCUGGGGGUGUUUGUCGGAACUCAGAGUAUCUUUGGCUUUACAUGCUGGAACAGUCAUACACGAAAGAUGUGACCUAUGAAAGCAAACAUCGGAGUGGGAGGUGCUUGUCUGAGAUGUGGGUGGGACAUGGUCUGAUUUCUAUCGGUCAGGUGUGUUUACCUGACUAAAGUAAAUAAACAUCAGACUUCCGACCUGCUCAACUUACGUCCACCCGUACCUACUUACAUUUGUUUUCAUUCAGUGUCUGGCACCGCAGCACGUAGCAGCCCAGCAUCGUACGACAGUUACGGCAGCACAGUAUCCCAGCGUGUCACUCUCGCACAGUGGUCUACUACGACAGUGGUACCUAUAACCCUCGCGACGGCUAUUUUGAAUGGCAUUCGACUUGCGUCCAAUCUGACUCACGACCGGAUGGUCAGAACCGAUCCCGGUCAUAAGUCGGAUGUUGCUUGUAUAGGGAUAUUCAGGACUGCGAGAAGCUGUUCUACUAAGCCACUGAGAUUGACAGGCAUCUUGAAAAAUAAUUACAGCUGCCAGUCCUACAGUGGCAGCUGAGCUUCAGCUUGUUUGUUGUUUGCUGGGUUUGAGUGAAGACUUGUGAUGUUCACUGUCUGCUUUACAGAAGGAAACAGGAGAUGAGACAUCUCGCCUUGCUCCUAAAAAUAAUCUCCUCAUGACUUUUUAUUGAAUUUACAGUCAAGAUGAAAACAAAUAACACACGGAUGUGUCCUUUUUUUCCUUCUUCUUUUGACCAAAGAUGUUACCUCUCGACCUCCGGAAUGAGUUACAGCACAGCUGUGUCUAAAUAGAGUUAAAUUGUUGCGCUGCCUGGCCCCGCUUCAUUAUCCAAUAAUUGUGUCUGUUAGCGUUCAAACUUUACAUCUGUGUCUGUUCAACACACAUUAGACUUGCUGUCUGAAGCUAAGCAGAGAUCUCUAGUUGACUGUAAAUACACAUUUUCUGUGGCACUGCAUAACAAUAUCUGGUUCGUCGUCGAAGGUUUUUUUCUUGUUUGAAGUUCGAUUUAUACAGUGACCUUUUUGUUUACCUUUUCAUAAUCACAUUUUAGCACCUAAAGAGGAACACACAGAGCAGCAGUCAGUUUAGACCUGGGGUGUCCGAGGUUUUUGUUCCUACCUAUCAAGUGCUCACAGUUAAACCAAUCAGGUCUCAGCUGAAGUAGGACUGACAGUCAGCUGAUGACAGUCUUCAAACACCUGAUGAAGCUGUGUGUUAGUUGGGUUGGGACAGGACUCUGCACCCUGGUUUUAGACCGAUUUACUGGGGUUGGUUGACAGGGGCAGCGGUGAAAAGGCCUAGACCACAUGCCCUCCAGAAUCCUGCACCUGGGGUGACCAACUGUGAAAGAUCUCACGGGGGAGGCGUCCUAACACGUGCCGGAGCAGAGGUCCUACGGUGAGCAUGUCUUAGCUAAGUGAACACUUCACCCCAUCUCACAACAACAGCCUGAGGAGGAAGCUCAGACCCAGAGUUCUCAUGAUUGAUGCUUGAACGCCUCCACAUCAGACUCAGACACUGGUCAUGUGUGGACAGCGGCCACGUGGUUGGUGCCUACUCCAUACACAAAACACUUGGAAAGUCGUUGAGUGGACCAGGACCUUUCAUGAGAGUUUGCUCAACAUAAUAAUCUCAUAUUCUGACUUCAGUCAAACACCCCUGGCUCUGUCGUAAAAACUAAUUCACACUGCUGUCGCACCUUAAUUUUCCUGUGAAAGUUAAAUGCCAAAAUGACUUACUGUUGUUGUCACAUUCUCUGACUGUAACCUUUAUUUUGUUGAAAACACAGCACUUUUUGGGGGUCCUACACAGCUUGCUCCAAAACCAUUACAUUGUGUGGUUAUGUGGUGAAAAGUGCAAGAACAUAUCCCUUUGCACCUCCUGAAACACAAGUGGGAAGAGUACAAGACGUCAUCCUUGAAUGAAUAUAAUCAUGAGUUAUGUUCCAAGCAUGGCCUCACUGGAGGAAUCUUAAAGUCCUAACAUGCUGAUUCAAUGCUGGAUAUGCCAAGUUGUCUCUGACUCUGUUCAUGCAUCAAUGGGUCUCAACAUUAUCACCCAUUAUGUAUUCACCUGUGCCUUUUUUUCUUUGUUACAAAUGUGGAAAUACUUUUUCACCUGGAUUAAAUACUGAGAUAGUCUUAAUUUGGUUUAUGUGAAUCCUGUCUUGAAUGUUGAAUAGAAGCCAUCAAACAUCAAAUACUUGUCUUUCAUUACUGCUUCCAAGUUUCAUGCGAGUAAAUCCACCUUUGAUUUAUCAGUUACACAAUUGCUGAGGCUGGUUCAUAUUAGCCACUGAGGUUUCACGCCACGCUGCACUGAGCCACAGCACAUUCGUGUUUGAGGUCACUGAUGAAGGGAUGCAGAUGCAGUACUUCCACUGACAAACGUUCACUAUCUUGAACUGGAAAUGAUAUUAUCUUAAUGCUUGGGUGAAAUGUGUAUUCUUUAUGAACUUAAAGUUAAUAUUUCCACACCUGAUUCUGGAAUGUUCAUUUUAUUAAAUCCAAGCAACAUAAUAAAACAUAAGAAAAUACCAUAGUUAUACCAUAGUUUCCGGACUAUUGAGCUCACCUGAACAUAAGCCACACCCACUACAUUUUUGGCGAAAAAAGCAUUUUUGAAAGUACACAAGCCCCACUGGGGCUGCAGGUGUGUCGGUGCUGACUAUGAAACAGAAAGGCCAGUGGAUUCAGUGUACUGGAUUAAAGAUUUGCAAUGAUAGAUGCAUCACUGAGGUAGA